CAGUACCUGAAGACGUCUGAAAGAAUCGUUUGAGGCGGGCCUUUGGAAUGUGAUUCGAAAGCCGUUCCUCCCGGGCCUCAAGGAAUAGUUGAGAUGCGCCUAAAAUCAAAGGACAACUCGAAGACCUCCCGGAUAUGACAACACUCUCCGUGUCCUGCUUCCUCCACAACUCUACUGGACUUCACCCCACCCACUCGGACAGCGUCAGCCACAGGGUCUGAUUGCUGCACUCUCCAGUCAUGGAGCAACCGGCAUCUCCCCUCAUGAACUCGACUUCGAUCUUCCCAAACUCUAUGGACCUCCUCAUGGUGGUACCACGCCUUCUGCAGCGAGCAGGGUCGUUCGCCGAACACAUGGACACUAUGUUUGGAAAGCUUCGCAGUGGAGGUAGUGUUAUAGCAGGGCCGACUACUUCGCAGAUCGCCAAUGCUACAAUUACUCGCAUCGGGACGUUUGCACAGGAGUCAAUAUCUUCGGCAGCGACGUCAGCGCUCCGCGAUCAAGAUGACACGGCGGGAAUGUCAUUCUUCCAAACCAUGAAGAGCGUCGGCGGAUUCUUCAAUUACAUGACAUCGAAAUGGGCCAUUGCAACCUUCGUUACUGCUAUACUGCUGAACCGAACACAAUUCUACGCCUCUAGUAGAGUCCCUAUUACACUGAACAAGUGGUACCUACGCCUCACGCUCUACCUCCUCCCCACGGUCAUCCUCCUAUACCGCAUCCAGUGGAUACUGCAAGCUAUACAGUGCCAAACCUCACCAAGCUGGUCGGAGAUGCAAUACGGUAGCUCUGGAAAGGGCAUGGACACAGAGUUCGCUGGAGAGGGCGGCUUCUUAUGGAAAAUGAGCUCCUCCCUUCUCCUAGGACAAGGCGACGAGGUUUCUUGCCGUGCGGCUAAUAUGUUGCCUCCUGAUGCGAGCACGCCCCGGCCCUCUGGCUCGCUGUCUUUGCUCUGGCCCCUAUUCAUUUCCUUGGGCUUUAGCCAAUUCAUUGAAACAUUGGCGUGUGCCCUCCAGGGCCGCCAGCCCUCGCCAGAGACGGGCAUGACGAUAUUUGAACACUCUCUAGCUUUUGCAGAAGCUGAAGCCAUUAUAACCAACCCACUAGGCCCUGACAUGUUUCGACCUUUGCCCGCGAAAACGAUUACCACCUUCGAUGGCACUUCUUUGGUUUUGAGCGGUGCUGCAGCUGUUCAGUUUGCCAACGUGCCUCCGGAGGUGCUGGUCAUAUCACUCAUCUCAAGUCUCAGCCACUUCAGCAGUAAUGUUUUGGCAAUCACGGGGCUACGAGCGAGGGUCCGACUGGUGUCAACUGGGAUAUGGGGUCUCUGCUAUCUGUCAGCCUUCGUCUGGGCUUUUAUUCGGGCUACCGAUCUUGUUGGCGAUCCAGGCACUCAAGUUGGUAUACUCAGGUUUCCUACUAUUUGCAUCGUUGGUUUUAUCCCUCACUUGCUCAUCAUGAUUGGGAUCUUGGCUUGUGGGUUUGUCUACGCUCUUGCCUUCAUCCUGACUGCUAUGGCUGUGCCUUCAGGUCACGAAGACGCUUCCUCCCUGACCGGCAGAUUGAGAUUCGCCUACCAGAAUCUGCAAGCAAACAUACACUUGUCUACAAUCACACCUAUCAGAGUCAACUGGCAAGAAGACUUCUACACCUUCAUUUUGAAAUUCGGCUUCAUAGUUCUCACCGCUGCCAGCGAAGCGGUGUAUCUUAACGAAGGCACGAGGAUCAACAUAAGUCCGUCUACAUGGCUAGAGGAGAAAAGAUUCCAGGAAGCCUUUGAUCGAAGAGCGCUGCUUCGACGUAAUCGCGAUGCCCUCCCACAAGAGCUGCGUAGUGAUAUGAUCGCGGACGGGGUCUCUUUGGUUGAUCAAUCGGAAGUAGGACGACAUAACAUGCCCCAAGGGUCUGGGUAUGCUCACGAAAGGAAAACCCGUGGUGCCAAUCCCACAUCCGAAGCUUCAAGAGCUGUGGGGAGAGAUGAAGGCGUGGGUAUACAGCAACGGCGCGGAAGAUGGUUCCUGACAUUCCAGUUCAUAAAGGGAAUCUUCUGGCUACUCAUGACACUGUAUGCGAAAGUCGCAAUGACUAUCCUACGAAAACUUGGAAUUGCCUACAGUCCAGUUUGGGUGAGGAAACUUGCAGGUACGCCAAGCAAAGCAAAGGGCAAGAAACAGAAGCUGGACACGAAGGAUGCACAGAACCACAGCGUUCGGGAAUUCUGGAUGGUUAAUGCCGAGGGGCACUUGAUACAGCCCUCCGAUACGAACGUGGAUGUGGAAGCUGAGACAAGGAGAAGACUCGAAGAUGCCGGCAUGUACCAGGAAGGGAGUGUCAUACGAGGCGAUGGAGUCAGUGGCGACGACGUCCUGGACUCUAGACUCUACAACUGGUGGAAAACUGGUGGCUGGUGGGGCGAUAUUGACACCAGCGGUCAGUACGAAGAUUCGCACCAAGACGAUGACAAUACGAGCGUAGUAUCUAUGGCUACGACAUCCACUCAAGACGAUGAUGCAUUGAGCGUUAUGUCAACGGAAGAUCUCGAUGACGGCCAAAGAACACCAACCCAAGAAUCUUUUUUUCCCCGGACUCGCGAAGGAACGCCCGUCGAUGAUCCACUAAUCGACAUGACUCGCCUCUCUCGUCUUCUUGAUCCCCACAAUGCAGAGGAAGAAGAAGAGGCUAGACUGCUGGCCCGUCAUCUGAGCAGCGAAGGAGUCAUGACUCGCUCGAGAUUCCAAAGAUCCGUCGAAAGGGAGCAGACUCGCCUUCUCACGUCCUCGAGAUACAGGCCUGCUGGUCUCCAAGUUAGUGCUCAUCCAACUCCAGAGGAAGAGGAAAAGAUGCUGGAGCACUUCAUCCUGGAGAAGCGCAAUAGUAAGCCUUUUGCUUCGGCGAGCAGUAAUGUGGCAUCCUGGAACGAUGGUGCUGAAGGGAUGGGCUCUGAGGGUCCACAGUGUGUGGUCUGCCAGCUCAGUCCUCGUACGAUCCUGACCAACUGGCUCAGUCCCCUGCUACACCUCACCAGCUUCUCCCCUAAUUAUAUGCAAUCUGGGCCCUUCCACGAUUCUCAAAACAUUCUCACCCAAGAACCCACCCAAGUCGAUCAGAACUCCCCCCAGCAUGGACGCCUCCCUGAUUAUGACCCGGCCUCAUCGCUCCCUCCUGCCGGAGAGCGGAGAGCGCCAGACCAGCCUCCGGGCGUGGUCGCCCGCGACGAUGCGGCUCCGUCGCACAGUCGCGUCGCGGCCGAUCUUCAUGAAUCCGCGCGAUUGAGCCAGACGUCGCCGUCUCCCGGGAGCCGCAUCGAAGAGUAUGAGAAAUCAGUAGCACAGCUGAUCAGAAAGAAGUCCGACGGGCCUGUAUUUGAGGUUAUCAAGAAGGCUAGGACGCCUGAUGACAAGCGUUCUCCUAUUACGACCCUUCCCAAUGAAAUCCUUACCCAUGCGUUGUCACACUUAUCGCCGAACGACUUGUCUGCCGUCUCUCUCGUCUCGCGUCGCUUCAAUGCCUUGGUUACCACACCACAUGCCUGGAGAGUUGCUUUUGCUCGUUACUUCCUCGGUCCAGAGUCUCUGAAAGAACAGUCUGUACAAUUGCUUUUGGAGGAUACUGGCGAAGUUUUACGCUCGGAGAAGCGUUCCUUCACGAGGCUUACUGCAUUGGCUUCAUGGCGGAGCGAAUACAUCCUGAGGACUCGACUUCUACGGUCUUUGACAAGAGGGAGACCGGUGCAAACUCCUACUUCGUUGGCUGCUGCACGAGCUGGACAAUCCCAGGCUGCAAAUCCGAUUGUCAUGUACAAUGCACAGACUUUCACGACCGUCAAUCACAUCCAUGCUACCUUUGGAUCUGGUCUAAACAAACGCCUUCCAAGAUUCAUCCACGGUUCAGACGAUGUGGGCGCCGCUUCGAGCAGUGACCCAUCUGCGUGCAAAGUGGACAGUUGGGGCUUGUCGGAUCCUGAAUUCUUUGCUCAAUUCGCCGAACGUUUCCCUGGAGAUGCGCAAUGGGGUCUUGGCGCAGGCGACACUAUCGGAUGCCCAAAUGUUAUGGACGUCAGCCAGCCGCAUGGUAUGGUCUAUGGUAUAGGGUUUGACGGAGGUUUUGUUUACUAUCGGCCUAUUGAAGAGCAACGUGGUCGCUUUAUAGCUCCAGCGUCUGAACUGAGCUUGCCAGAUUUGGGUAUUCCCAGGAUGCCUUCUGUCAGUGGUGCUAUUACUGCUGUCUGGAUCGCCAAAACAUCAACAAUCCCAUCCCUUUCUGAGGGCCUUGUCGGUAUCAUGACGGGGUCCGCGAAUGGUGUCGUUACAGCUUGCAGUCUUGGUUCAGAUGGACUGCGCAGUCACCGAAUGCAGCGGGGUGAGCUUACUGCUCGCUGGUGUCUCAGUCCAGGUGUGCCAAUCAUUGCCAUUGCAGUCGACGAGUCGUAUUCCUUCAAGAGACAGGCGCAGAAUCGUAUCUGGGCGGUUGCUUUGAACGCCUUGGGAGAACUCUUUUACCUCACAAAAUUUCCAACGCGUGGAGCACUGCCUAAAGAUAAAGUUGCAUCCGACGACGCUACGGAAUGCCUUGCGUGGGUGACAGGCCGGAGCGUCUACUGGAGUCUCGUAGAGCCUAGUAGACGUGCGGCAAGAUUCAAUCCUUACAACGACUCCGAUAUCGACGGAAGUUAUUCACCCCGUUCUUCGUGGGAUGGAAUGUGCUUGAGCGUAGAGCAGAUCCGAUCGGAGACCAAGGAAAUCCAGCAAUUCCUUCGAAAACAGCCCAAGGACUUUCGCAGAUCUUGCAACGGCUGGGACAUGAGACGACGAUUGGAGGUCGAUUUUGCAGGCGACGACGGCAACUACGCCGGUGAAGCCAUGGCAGUAUUUGAGUGCGGUAUAGAGGAGGAUGACAUUGCCUGUGUCAAGAGAUUCACCCGCUGCAAGUUCCAAGAGAAAGACAACACUGGUGUCACUUCAAGGUCCUCGGAACUUCAAGAACCAGUCUCGCUUUUCGGACGCGCAUCGACCCCCGAAAUGGCUUUCAAACAACCACUCGGCCAGCGCCUUCGGAGCUCAUCUUAUGUCUCUACGAGUUCAUCGCCGGAGAGGGGAACACUGGUUGAAGAAUGGAGAUGCUCCGCUCUCUCCUUUGGCGGAUUCAGGAACAUUGAGCUUACGACCACGACGUUGGACUCAUCAACCUUCGCGACGCUCACGUUGUCAGAAGAUCCUGUGCUUGGAUUCUCAACCGCAUCGAACGCAUCGUCUCCCUAUGCCUCGCCGCAGAGUACCAUGAGCCAACCGACAUCACCAUCUGAUAUUCCAGGGCAGCGUGCGCGCUUCGUCGCGGCAGGCACUAAGACCGGAUGCAUCUUGAUCUGGGACAUUCGUGCGCCAGUAGCUCGCAGCUCUGAGAUUAUCAAUAUGAUCGAACCUGUUCGCAUCAUCUACACAGAGUCUCCCGAAAUCGCUUCUCUGGCCUUGACCGCGCUGUACCUUGUUCAUGGUGGAAACGAUGGUCUCGUACAAGCCUGGGAUCCUCUUGCUUCAACCACGCAGCCAAUCCGGACCCUGAACUCUCGAUUUUCUUCGCGGGCUCGUCGUCGCCUGGUGCAAGCCCAAACGUCUGUCCAGGGAGUUGGCAUCAAUAUGUUCGCAGCUGGCGCCAUCGUCCUUGAUCCGGAUCCAACUGUUCUGCGUGGCAUGGUAUCUCUUGGCACGCAGCUCCGAUACUGGAGCUUCAGUUCAACAGCUGCAGAUCAGUACAGAUCGCAGAAACGCCGUCUCCGUCGCUCAGCACGGGGCAGCAACAACGGUGGCGAGCGCUUUGCUGGGACAGGUAGAGCCGGAAUCAAAGAUUUCAUUGCCAAUGAAGCGUAUGAGCUUGAGCGUGAGAAAGAGUCGAGCCAUCGGAAGGCCAACCAGCUGGCCAAGCGUUUUGGUGUGGAUCUGCUGGGCAGUGAAGAGGAGGCAUUGGCGUAUGCAGCAUUGCUUAGCCAGGAAAGCUUAGAGGAGGACAAGAGAAGAAGAAGUGAAGGCGGUGGAAAGAGCGCGAUUCGGAGCAAUACUAUCACGCCGGAAGCUAGCGUCAGUGGCACCGUCGCAGAUAACUCCAGAAGGAGUGAUGUCGAAGCAGCAAUCGAUGACGACCUUGCGGAAGCUAUCAGGCGAAGCUUGGAAGAGGCAGAUGGUGGUUUGAUUUCGCCCUCGGCGUACUUUCAGGACCACCCAAUUCCUGGGGGCAAUGCUGGAUUUGACAUCCCUAUUCGAUAUGCGAAAGCUAGGCGGUCGCCCACUUCUCGCUCUAGGUCAUCGCCGGUGCUGGAGACCUCUGGAGGCGCCAGUACGAACAAGGAAAUGGAUGACUUGGAGUACGCCUUGCAGCUGAGUCUUGCGGAGGAGGAGAGCAAGAGGAUCGGGGGUGCUGUGGCUGAAGAGGAUGAGUUUCCGGCCUUGAGUCCGAGUCCUAAGGGCAAGGGCAAGGGGAAAUGGAGAGCUUGAGCUUCUGUUGCGUCUUUUUCUUCUGCUUGCGCGUUAUACCUUUGGCAUUUCUGCCGGAUUGACUGGGCGGUCUCAUGAUCUGCUCAUUCCGUCUGGACUUUUUGAGAGCGGUUGUGGUGGGGGAUGUAAUAGUUAUAGGGCUUUCUCUUCUGCUUUUUUCGGUUGCUUUUACUUCAUAGCUGUGCAUUGCCUGCGGUCGCUGUACAACAAUAUCGUAGUUACCAAGUCUUUUGUUUGGUUUCGAAUUCACAACGUGCGUGUGUUUGCCACUGCUUGGGGUGCUUCAAUGCAUUUUUAGUUAUAGGAACGCGAU
Molecule: messenger RNA, 6798 nt
Organism: Mytilinidion resinicola
Lineage: Eukaryota; Fungi; Ascomycota; Dothideomycetes; Mytilinidiales; Mytilinidiaceae
Exons: 4
Coding region: 240-6485 (2081 amino acids)
Biological process (GO): ubiquitin-dependent protein catabolic process; protein ubiquitination
Molecular function (GO): ubiquitin protein ligase activity; protein binding
Source: RefSeq, a predicted model, not a curated record